AUGGAUAACACGCACGAGUUACCUGUUUAUGCAGAUGAAGACCGCCCUGUACGGAGGCACCACUCGGCUCGAUACUAUGCUCACCAUAUUAAAGAAAGUCUAACUACUAGACUCUCCAAGUUAGUUUGUACAAUUUUCUUAACCCUUCUUGCUAUUGUUGGUAUCAUUGGAUUCAUUUUAUGGCUAGGUUUGCGCCCUCAUCGCCCAAGAAUUUUCCUCCAUGAUUUCUCAAUUCCAGCUAUAAGUCAGGGAAUUGGACCUGAAAGUGCACAAAUAAACUUCAAUGUAACAGCAAGAAAUUCAAAUCAAGUUAUUGGGAUUUUUUACGAUGCAAUGCAGGUGACAGCGACUUAUCAAGAACAAAGUAUUGGGAAUUCGCAAUUAUUGACUCCAUUUUAUCAACUGCCCAAAAACACAACUGUUCUUGCUGGUACAUUUUCAGGCCCUAUGAUUACGGUGACCGGAACACAAUGGCAGCAAAUGCUCGAGGAUCGGUCUAGAGGAACGGUGGUUUUUCGGAUAGAAUUAACGGCGAAAAUUCGAUUUAGGUUAUGGUCGUGGAAUAGUAAACAUCAUAGGAUGCAUGCUAAUUGUCCUGUGGGAGUAGGCCAGGAUGGUAUGGUCUUGGCUGGUUACAUAGAUAAGAGAUGUCCAGAAUAUUUCAACUAG
Molecule: messenger RNA, 669 nt
Organism: Nicotiana tabacum (common tobacco)
Lineage: Eukaryota; Viridiplantae; Streptophyta; Magnoliopsida; Solanales; Solanaceae
Product: NDR1/HIN1-like protein 26
Biological process (GO): defense response to other organism
Cellular component (GO): plasma membrane; plasmodesma
Source: RefSeq, a predicted model, not a curated record